AUGCCUUUGAUUCAGAGCUCACAAGAUUAUCUGCCUUACAUUGACGCUGCGCCGUCAGAGCAGGAGCUCAAUUCAGCACGCGCUCUCAUCCAAGCCGAACUGCCACAAGACCACAAGACGACACUUCACCCUUCAAUACCAGAGCGCAAAUCCAUCAAAUUCAGUGACCUCGUCGAAGCCGAGCACGAGCGUCUAUCUACCGGAGCAGAGAAAGAGGCUGGAAUUGACCUGUCGCGGUACGAAGCCCAGGAUGCGCCAGCGACAAACGACAUCGAACAAUGGCGCGCAACCCUCCAACAAGCCUAUGCUUCCUCGGAGUACCUGGAGUCCCGUCAAGUCAACCUGUCACUACUGGAGACGUACGGCAAGAACGCAUGGCUGAUAUCCAACGACCAACUCGAAGCAAUUCUGCGCACUGCCGAACGCGAGGUUUCGCAAAGGAAGAUCGAACUUGAGGAGAUUGACAAGGCAAGAAGAGAUGGCCAGACUGCUCGCAAGGGUGAAUUGGAAGCGCUCGAGCAGCAAUGGAAGAUUGGUGUCGGUCAGAUGCUUGAGGUUGAGGUCGCCGCCGAGAAGCUCAGGCUUGAGAUCCUUGACAAGAAGCGGGCCGGCGCAAGAUGA
Aureobasidium melanogenum CBS 110374 is the source of this 621-nucleotide messenger RNA. RefSeq lists its product as uncharacterized. The coding region runs from base 1 to 621 and encodes 206 amino acids. NCBI's taxonomy places the organism in Eukaryota, Fungi, Ascomycota, Dothideomycetes, Dothideales, Saccotheciaceae. The transcript has 2 exons. Gene Ontology annotation, biological process: mRNA processing. The record is from RefSeq and is a predicted model, not a curated record. Gene Ontology annotation, cellular component: catalytic step 2 spliceosome; precatalytic spliceosome; Prp19 complex.